Cadophora gregata is the source of this 1922-nucleotide messenger RNA. RefSeq lists its product as uncharacterized. The record is from RefSeq and is a predicted model, not a curated record. Gene Ontology annotation, molecular function: heme binding; monooxygenase activity; oxidoreductase activity, acting on paired donors, with incorporation or reduction of molecular oxygen. Lineage: Eukaryota; Fungi; Ascomycota; Leotiomycetes; Helotiales; Ploettnerulaceae. The coding region runs from base 113 to 1723 and encodes 536 amino acids. The transcript has a single exon.
AUUCAGUCUUAUCUCAUUUCUUAUUGAAGUCACCUUCUCUUAAUCUUGUUACAACAAUACAACAAACGCUCAAAACGCAAUCCAAGCUUGUCUCAUUGGCAAGAUCAAGGCUAUGGACGUCUUCACGUCCAUCACCAUGCACCCCGUCUUGAUCGGUCUGUGGAUCUUGGUUGCAAUCCCCAUCUACCUCCUCUUGUCCGACAUAUAUACAUGGUACUAUCUCCCACGAGGACCAUUGCCUCUCCCUUUCAUCGGCAACAUCCUCUCAAUCACCCCUGACAAAUUCUAUGUACGGCUCAAAGAAUGGAGCCAUAUCUACGGCCCUAUAUAUACGAUCUGGAUCGGUCGAUCACCUCGAAUCAUCGUCACAGACCCUGUAAUCACCUCUGAACUUCUGUCUCGCAGAGGUAACAAGUACUCUUCUCGGCCUCGAAUGAUCGUAUUUGGCGAACUGUUCAAUGAUGGAGCUUCAGUUGCUUCUCUACCCUAUGGAAAUGCAUGGUCUCUCCGGCGCAAGCUCCUCCAUAACUCUCUCAAAUCUUCUGCAUUACCUGCCUAUAAACCCCGUCAGGAAGCAGAAGCUAUGAAUCUCGUUGCUGGUAUUGCAGAGAAACCGAGUUCUUGGAGCAUGGGUAUUGACAGAUUUGCCGCCAGUGUGGUCUUCAGCUUGGCUUACGGACGCCGCAUUGCUUCUCUAGACUCAAAAGCUCUGAAAAAGAGACAGCUUUUGUUCCGUGUUGCAGCAAAAAUCAUGGCACCUGGCGCUUAUCUGGUGGAAACUUUUCCUUUCCUUCUACACCUACCUGACUUCCUCUCUCGGUGGAAGGAAUACCCAAUUCGGAUGGGAAAGGAGCUCGCGGCUUUUGACAUCAGUCUGGUUAAUGCCGUCAAGGAAGAUCUGAAGAAAGAGAAAGGUAUUAUCCAGGUCAACUUGACGGAGACUAUGCUGGAUCUCAAGAACAAGGGAGAAGCAAGCGCAGACACUUUGUCUGAAGCUCACUUUGCCGCCCUUCCGGCAGUCAUAUUCGGCGCAGGAUCAGACACCACAGCAUCCACCCUCCAUUCAGCAGUCAAAGCCUUCGUCACACACCCUCGCAUCCAGGAAGCUGCCCAGGCUGAGAUCGACAAAGUCAUUGGCAAGCACAGAUCACCAACUUUCGCCGACCAAGCCAACUUGCCCUACAUCGAUGCCAUCAUCAAGGAAAUCCUUCGGUGGCGCCCAUCUGCCGCAUUCGGAGUCCCCCACGCAACCAGCGAAGCUGAUGUUUACAAUGGCUAUCGCAUUCCCAAAGACACCGUCGUCUGGCCAGCAGCAUGGGGUCUCAACCAUAAUGAAGAAUACUUCCCCUCGCCUAACAGCUUCGCUCCUGAGCGUUACCUACCUUCUUCUGACCCUCGAUUCGGUUCCAAGAUUGCGGCGAGGCCAUUCCCGCCAGGUUGUCACCCCCACGCAUCUUUCGGAUUCGGACGACGAGCCUGUGCUGGUGCGGAUUUGGCGACCAAUAGUUUGUUCAUCGUUCUUGCGAAACUGCUUUGGGCUUUUGAUGUCAAGCCUACGGAGGGAGAGAUCUACGAUGUCGAUGCGUAUGAGGGUGGUAUGGUUCUUAGACCUAAACCUUUUGAGUGUGAUUUUGUUAUUAGGGAUGAGGAGCGGAGAGUUGUGUUGGAGAGGGAGAUGGUGGAGGCUCAGAAAGUGCUUGAUCUCUUCCCGCCUUUUGAGUGAUUGUGGUCGACUCUGGGCUUUCGUUACAUUUUGCGCUCUUGCGUUCAACAUGAUGGGUCUCUAUGCUAGCAUGGGUUCUUGCAAUGGAAGCUCGGUGUUCAUGGAAGCUGAGGCAUGAUUUACUUGAGCUGAAUUCGAAAUGGCUACACAUAAGUAUAUCUGAAGAUAGACACAAGCGCAAUUGAAACAUGAGAAUCGC